This is a messenger RNA of Cladophialophora immunda, 1077 nucleotides long. RefSeq lists its product as uncharacterized. The coding region runs from base 1 to 1077 and encodes 358 amino acids. The record is from RefSeq and is a predicted model, not a curated record. NCBI's taxonomy places the organism in Eukaryota, Fungi, Ascomycota, Eurotiomycetes, Chaetothyriales, Herpotrichiellaceae. Gene Ontology annotation, molecular function: heme binding. The transcript is spliced from 3 exons.
AUGCCUGACUACAUCCAUUGGGACGCUCCUGGUGUGGAGGUCGAGCAGCCUGGCGAACAGGAAAGGAUCAAGCAGAUCGCAGAGCAGUUCUGCAGAUUCCAGAUGAUGAACUUCGACGAACACCACCAUGCCCUACGAGGCACUCACCUGAAGACUCAUGGGUGCGUUGCUGGCAAAUUCAUUGUGCACGACAAUCUUCCAGCACACCUCGCGCAGGGAAUGUUUGCAAAGCCUGGCACAUACGACGUCAUCAUGCGGUAUUCUUCCCUCACACCCAAACUUGUGCCUGACAACGUGCCUGCACCACGUGGGACUGGCAUAAAGAUCUUUGGCAUAGAGGGCGACAAAAUCUGGGGUGAAGACAAGAAAACCCAGGACUGGACCUUUAACAACUAUCCCGUCCUCGAACUUCGCGACGCACAAACCACGUAUGAAAUCGCAGACUCACUUGAAAGGAACUGGGACAACAUGCCAGAGUUUGAGCAUGAGCUUAAAAAGCGUCCAGAUGCCGAAGUUGCAUGUCGGCCAGCCACAAUUCCUCCACAACACAUGGUGGCAAUGCCGGAAUAUUCGCAAUCAGCGUAUCGAUUCGGUGAUUAUGUGGCCAAAUUCGGCUUGUUCCCCUUGGGCGAAGAGCAAAAGAAGCUGGCAAACACCUACAUCAAUGAUAGUGACCCCAAGAACAUCAUCUCGCAAGAGCUUCGCAAGUUCCACAUGAAGAACAAGGUGACGUACUCUUUCUGUGCCCAACUUCUUCAGAACCUCGAUGAGCAGCCGGUCGAGGACAUCGGCGUAGAGUGGGACGAGAAGAAGUAUCCGUUCGAGCAGAUCGCCACCCUCGAGUUCGAACCGCAGGAUAGCUGGAUCCCCGAGUUUCGAGUGUGGUGGGAUGACAGAAUCACCGUCAACAGCUGGCAUGGUCUCAAGGUCCAUCAGCCACUGGGCAGCACCAACCGUGUGAGGAGAGUCGUGUAUGCCGAGUCUCGGAAGCUGCGCCUGAAGGUGAACGGCCACAAGGACUAUAUCGAGCCUGCAAGUUUGCAGGAAGUGCCAUAUCAGGUGGCCACGGAGGCGUAG